UCGUCGUACGUCAUUUCCUUCACAGUUUCAAAAUGGAUCCUAGCGUAUUGAAGCUCAGCUUUUGGGAGAAUGGACCAAAACCGGGCCAAUUUUAUUCUUUUCCUGGAAAUAAUAGUAUCACAACUCCUGAAUGUGGACCGGUUAGACAUACACUAAACCCCAUGGUGACCGGCACGUCGGUCCUGGGCGUGAAGUUCACGGGCGGCGUGAUCAUCGCAGCGGACAUGCUGGGCUCGUACGGCUCACUGGCGCGCUUCCGCAACAUCUCCCGCCUCAUGAAGGUCAACGACAGCACUAUCCUGGGGGCCUCCGGCGACUACGCAGACUACCAGUACCUCAAACAGAUCAUCGAGCAGAUGGUUAUUGAUGAGGAGCUGCUGGGCGAUGGCCACAGUUACACCCCCAAGGCCAUCCAUUCCUGGCUCACGCGCGUCAUGUACAACCGCCGCAGCAGAAUGAAUCCCCUCUGGAACACCGUCGUCAUCGGGGGAUUCUACAACGGCGAAAGCUUCCUGGGUUAUGUUGACAAGUUGGGUGUGGCAUACGAGGCGCCAACCGUGGCCACAGGAUUCGGUGCCUACCUGGCUCAGCCGCUGAUGCGAGAGGUGGUGGAGAACAAGGCGGAGAUCACCAAGGAUGAGGCCAGGCAGCUGAUCGAGCGCUGCCUGAAGGUCCUGUACUAUCGGGACGCUCGCUCCUACAAUCGGUAUGAGAUUGCAAUUGUGACACAGGAUGGAGUAGAGAUUGUUGGACCCUUGUCAUCCGAGACAAACUGGGACAUUGCACACAUGGUCAGUGGAUUUGAAUGAGUGGAUUGCCUGGGGUCCAUGGCGUUUGGAAGGGUUUGUCUGUUCCAGCCUCACAGAGUGCAUCCUCCGUAUAGUACUUCAUCCGUAUAGUACUUCUAGUGUAGAACGGCUAUCACAGUUUCGCUUUCUCCUCUUUUUUUGUAUUACAAUAAAUAUGUAAACUUUG
This is a messenger RNA of Engraulis encrasicolus (European anchovy), 975 nucleotides long. It is a transcript of the gene psmb4, whose product is annotated as proteasome 20S subunit beta 4. Lineage: Eukaryota; Metazoa; Chordata; Actinopteri; Clupeiformes; Engraulidae. The coding region runs from base 33 to 809 and encodes 258 amino acids. The record is from RefSeq and is a predicted model, not a curated record. The transcript has 7 exons. Gene Ontology annotation, cellular component: proteasome core complex.